Messenger RNA from Caenorhabditis briggsae, 186 nucleotides. The transcript is spliced from 2 exons. The record is from RefSeq and is a predicted model, not a curated record. Bases 1 to 186 code for a protein of 61 amino acids. NCBI's taxonomy places the organism in Eukaryota, Metazoa, Nematoda, Chromadorea, Rhabditida, Rhabditidae.
AUGUUUGAAGAAGAAGAAGAAGAAGACACCACAACUUAUGUCACUGACGGCGUCCCCCUCGAAGGAGUAGAGAAUUUAGCAGAAGCUGAUGAAUCUAAUAAUAACCUACGAUUGCACAUUAGUCUCUCUUCGGAACAAAUCAAAGAUGUUACCGGAAAUUCGAACGCGGGACCACGAUCAUUCUGA